CACCACCACUCUUUCUCUCUCCGAUUCAAAAUCACAUUGUUGGUGUCGCCACCACUCUCCUUCUCUCUCCGAUUCAAAAUCACCCUUCACCACCAUGCAGGCCAUUCAGUCCUCCACACUCCGACUCGCCCCGCUCGACCCGCUCCGCAAACGGACCCAAUCACAGAAUACUCUCUCUCUCUAUCUCCCCCAAAGUCCAAAGAAGAAUCUGAACCAGAAUGAGCAUGAGGGAGGUUGGGGGUCUGAUCCCAUGCCUCAUCAGCGCCUGGCAAGUGAGGAUGAGGGAGAAAUCUUCGUACGCCAUCCUUCCUAUUCUUCUAUCGAACAAGCGGGAAAAUUAGGCGGGAUGUGCAGAGAGAGUAGGCGGGAUUUUGAGAGAAAAGAUAGGAGUCCUAAUUAGGACUCUUCCUAACCCAAAAGAGAUGGACGACAAUAUAAAAGGGAAUCGGCUCUGUUCAUCACAACAUCAACUUCGACUCUUUCUCUGCAAUCUUCAUUUUGAAGGAUUACGGGUGUUCUUCGUUCAAUUUUCCGGUGUUCAAUUUUCCAGAUUGAAGGGGUUUAGGACCAAACACAUCCACGAAAACAAUGUCCUCUCAAUCUCUGCAACUUGGACGAGGAAAAAUGAUAAGGAAGCCUGCUAAUGCAACAACAAGAGCAUCCAAAUCAGCUUCUCAGCUACCAUCACAACCAGCACUGAGAGCAACUUCUUAUGCAGCACCCACAACAACUGAACUGCCAUUUGAAGAGCCACAAGCUGAUCAACAUCCUACAGCUCACAACUCAGAGAAUUCCUCUACCCCUGCUGAAUUGAAAAAAACACGUGGCAAAACAACUGGGAAAGGUAUGAUUGAGAUGAUUACUAGCAAUGGCAACAAGAAGGUGGAGAUAAUAUUUGACCAGGAGUGAGUACAGCAAUAAGAAGUUCACUACCGCUAUAGGGAUUGAGGUUCGAAGGCGAGCUCCGGUAUGUUACCGUGGAUGGAAUAAGAUUUCAGGAGAUAUUAAGAGGACACUACGAGAGGGAUUGACGGUACACUUUGACGUGGAAAUAGAACAUCCAAAAAUUAUCUAUUUUGUGGAUGAUAAGAUGCGCUCGGCGUAUACUCAAUUCAAGUGGAAGUUGCACGAUCACUAUCAAAAAUGUGGCACAUCUGUUCGGGGACGAGCCACACUUCCUCCACCUGAUCUAUGGGGUGAGAGAUCGACAGAGGAGUGGCAUUGGCUAUGUGAUGAACUCUACACCGAUCCAAAAUAUAUUGAUAAAUGCAAGAAGAAUUCAACUAGCCGAAAGAGACAAAGGACUACGCAUCGUGGCGGAGCUAUGCCUUUCAUUCAACAUGCUUUGAGGACAGCCAAGGAGGGCAAUCCUUUGUCUUUCAUAGACAAUUGGGCAGCUAUGUAUCAAGAUUCAAAUAGCAAUUGGGUUAGUGAUGCUGCACGUGAUAAAUAUGAUCGACUGAAAAAUAAGAGAGAAGAGCAUAAGGAGAAACUAACCCUAGAGGCACCAGAGGGUACUCCACCAGAAUCUGUACAAGUUACUGCGCGUGAUGAGAUUCCAAUCAUGGCUGAAGAGUGUGGAAGGAAGGGAAAAAGAGUUCGUGGUUUAGGCUCGUUUCCUCGCAUGAAGCUUCCAACUGUUACAUCUUCAACAGCUGUGAGUUCUGAAAUGAACGUAAUGCAAGAUAAAGUUAAGAAGCUUGAAUCAACUGUGGACACUAUGCGGUCACAAAAUGCACAGCUAAUGACAAUGUUGAAGAAGUUCCUGAUGAAUAGCCAAGGCUGUUUUGCUGAUACAGAAAACAUUGACAUGAAUAUCGUAGUACCCAACAGUGAAGAAGAUGAUGUCUUUGGAAGAGAUGAAGACGGUGUCCAAAACAAUGGAGAUAAUUCUGAAACAGAGGAUUUGGAGGAAGAUUUGUGAUUCAUAAAGUCAUUUUUAGUAAUUUUUGGAUUAGGAUUUAGCUAGUCUAGCUUGGCAAACAAUUUUUCUUUUUAUUAGCUAUUAUUAUUUUGUGGGUAGAAUUUUGUAAACUCUAUUUGAUUUAUGAUUUAAUAAAUCUUUUGAUUAA
Molecule: messenger RNA, 2072 nt
Organism: Rosa chinensis
Lineage: Eukaryota; Viridiplantae; Streptophyta; Magnoliopsida; Rosales; Rosaceae
Exons: 10
Coding region: 1091-1924 (277 amino acids)
Source: RefSeq, a predicted model, not a curated record